Oncorhynchus keta (chum salmon) is the source of this 8675-nucleotide messenger RNA. RefSeq names its product scm-like with four MBT domains protein 1. NCBI's taxonomy places the organism in Eukaryota, Metazoa, Chordata, Actinopteri, Salmoniformes, Salmonidae. Bases 750 to 3326 code for a protein of 858 amino acids. The transcript has 21 exons. Gene Ontology annotation, biological process: regulation of DNA-templated transcription. Gene Ontology annotation, molecular function: transcription corepressor activity; histone binding. The record is from RefSeq and is a predicted model, not a curated record. Gene Ontology annotation, cellular component: nucleus.
AAAUUUAAUGGAAGUAAUUGCGUCGAGUUUCCCGCCACCCCACAUCCUUCCUUUUGUGCUUCUCGUGAUGUUGUUGCCAUGGAAACGGAGCAGUCAGACCUACUGCACGAGCCCCCACCCUGCGAGAGGAAAAAAGGCUAUGGAAUCAAAAAAGUACAACCUGGUCUUUGGCCUACAAAAUUAGACUUUGAUUUAAAAGAACAUGGGGAAGGGGGAUACAAACUAAAAGUUGCCUUUAGGAUAGAGAAUUGAUGCAGAAAAAUGAUCUCGAAAUAGGUCUAUAUUGUAUUUAAUUUGUUGUAUUAACUAGUGCUUUAUUGCAUGGCUCACGACGACUGGCUGUGUAUGCUUGUUGUCUUAUGCUUUAUCCUUUUUCGGUCAGCGGGUCGUUGUUUGUGGCAGGAUAUAAGUUGAAUUGAUUUAGAUAUGAAUUUGUAAUUUAAACAAAGAGAACACAAUGCAUUGGGCAGAUUAUGUCAAUAUUUUCCCUGUAAUCGCUCAAAAACAUUAACAAGUCCAUCAGUGCGGGACGCCUCUUGACAGCACCAGGUUGAGAAAGUGAAUGAUCGAGCAUGCGCAGUUGAGAUUCGUGCCAUAUUGGAACGAGGCAGAGGACAGGAGAAAGACGGGGGUAACGUUUUAAAUUUACUUGGAAGAACUAGGAAAAGGUGAGAUUCACUUGGAUCAAAGUGGUUUUAGCUACUGCUAAUACAGUCUCCUGGGUGGUGUUGGGAACACAGUAGGGCAUCAUGAACCCAGAGACACAGGGAUCUGGUGGCUCUGAACUGGAGUCUGACUUCAACUGGGAUGAAUAUCUGGAGGAGAAUGGCGUAUUGGCGGUUCCACAUCACGCCUUCAAACAUGUGGACCGUAGCCUGCAGACAGGGCUGGCUCCAGGGAUGAGUUUGGAGGUGUGUGUGCGUUCGGAGCCUGACCAACCCUACUGGGUGGCCACCAUCAUCACCACCUGUGGCCAACUGCUGUUGCUGCGCUACGAGGGUUACCACGAUGACCGACGAGCAGACUUCUGGUGUGACAUCAUGAACUCUGACCUCCACCCUCUGGGCUGGAGCAGACAGCACAGGCAACCAAUGAGACCGCCUGAGGGUGUCCGUGAGAAACAUGCUGACUGGGAAGCUGUCCUAGAGGAGGCUCUGGCUCAGGGAGGGAGUGCACCAGCACACCUACUGGAGGGGGCCCAGACAGGGGGAGACCUGUUCCCCCUGGGGAGGUGUGUGGAGCUGCAGGACAGUGUAGACCCAGGGGUGGCCUGGGGGGCCCAGGUGGAGGACAACAUAGGGGGCCGGCUGUGUCUGCGCUACACUGGGACGGAGGGGCUCACUCAGUCACAGACCAGGCGCUGGGUAUUCUACCUGGACCCCCUCUUACACCCACCUGGCUGGGCUGAGGAAAACCGCUUCUCUCUCACCCCACCUGCUGUGCUUCGUGGUUUGCGCAGCGAGACAGAGUGGGAGGAGGUGAGAAAGAACAUUAGACAGCCUAAAGAAGAAGCCAUCAAUGAAGACUUCUUUAAGGACAGGCCAGUCCUCUCUCCUCACUGCUUCUCUGAGGGGAUGAAGUUAGAGGCAGUGGACCCCGCUGCCCCCUUCAACACCAGCCCAGCUACUGUCACCAAGGUGCUGAGCGACCAGUACUUCAGGGUGCAGAUGGACAGCCUGCAGGGAGACAGUGAAGGGGCGGGGCCUGGCUUAUCCUUACUCUGUCACUAUGGGAGCACCGGAAUCUUCCCUGCCCAAUGGAGCCUUAAAAAUGGGGUACCCCUCAGUCCGCCUCCAGGUUACCAGGGCCAGAACUUUGACUGGGCGGAUUACCUGAAACAGUGUGGAGCGGAAGGAGCGCCAGAGAGCUGUUUCCCCGUGGGACAGAGUGAUCAUGACUUUGUUGAGUCCAUGAGGCUGGAGGCGGUGAAUCCUGUCUCUCCUGAGCAAGUUCACGUGGCAACCGUAACCAGGGUCAGAGGUCAGCACAUCUGGUUGCAUCUGGAGGGGUUGAAGCAGCCUCUCCCUGACAUUAUCACUCAUGUGGACUCCCUGGACAUCUUUCCAGUCAGUUGGUGUGAGAGUAAUGGCUAUCCCCUCCAACACCCCUACAAACCUAGAGCUCAGAGGAAGAGCCAUGUGACCGUGGUGCAACCAGAAAAGCAAUCUCCACUUAAAGCCACGGCCCUGCAGCAGGAUCUGAACCAAUCGGAGAACGCAGCUCAGGGUAACGGGAAGUACAGCUGCCCAAAGAUCUAUUUCAACCACCGCUGUUUCUCUGGCCCCUACCUGAACAAGGGCCGUAUCGCUGAGCUGCCCCAGAGCAUUGGCCCUGGCAACUGUGUCCUGGUGCUGAAAGAGGUGUUGACUCUGCUGAUCAGCUCGGCCUACAAGCCCAGCCAGGUGCUGAGGGAGCUGCAGCAGGACCCAGAGCUCAGGGGGCACGGCCAGGGAGAGACUCUGAAGGCCAAGUACAAAGGAAAGAGUUACCGGGCCACUGUGGGGAUUGCCCGUACAGCUGACCAGGUGGCUGAGUUCUGCAGGAAGACAUGUGUGAGGCUGGAGUGCUGCCCCAACCUGAUCGCACCUCACAUGGUGCUGGAAGACUGCUCGGAGAACUGCUCCCUUCUCACCAAGACCAAAUACACUCAUUACUAUGGUAAGCAGAAGACCAAGCGAAUCAGCCUUCCCCUUGGUGGUUACACCAACCUGGAGAGCAGCACCAAGCAGGGGAGCAGGAGGAAGAAGAAAAAGCCGAUAUUUGUCCACAAGAAGAAACACCUGUCUACCUCUGUAGACAGCACCCCUGCUGGCUCCCCACUGGCUAGUGGAGAAGAGGAGGACCUGGAUGAGGACUACUCUCUGAGUGAAGAGGACUCAGGCUCCGAGCCGCAGGAUGACUAUGAGGUAUCAGAGAGGAAGUCCCAGCCCCCCUCUCCCUCCCCCUGUCCCACCCCUACAGAACCUCGCCCCCGGGACAGACCCCGUCGCCAGCGCAGGAAACCCGCCCGCUCACCCUCCUACUCAGACGAUGAGAACAGGCCCACCUUACCUAAGAGUGGGCGGGUGGAGGUGCAGAAGAAGCUGCAUCUGGACAGCAGUCCUCUGGGCUGGAGCAUCACUGAUGUGACCCGUUUCAUCAGAACUACUGACUGUGCCCCGCUGGCACGCAUAUUCAGGGACCAGGAGAUAGAUGGCCAGGCCCUGCUGUUGCUGAGCCUGCCCACAGUACAGGAGUGUAUGGGGCUGAAGCUGGGCCCUGCCAUCAAACUGUGCCACCUUAUAGAGCGGGUUAAACUGACCUUUUACCAGCACUUUGCCAGCUGAGGAGUGUGUGUGUGCGUGUGUGUGGUUGGUCUCAAGCUCAUUACUAAGCCAUAUCACAUCCAGCAUUGUUGUAAUGUACAGUAUGUGCUGCUCCAGGAUGGACACAGCUUAUACCUCAGCUGUUCACCCUGGAAUGUGACUGGAUUCUGUAUCUUUCAGGGAUUUCAUGUUUACAGUGCCUUCAGAAAGUAUUCACACCCCUUGACUUAUUAUACAUUUUGUUGUUACAGGCUGAAUUCAUAACGGAUUAAAUUGAUUUAUUUUCUCACCCAUUUACACACAAUACCCCAUAAUGACUAAUUUACAUAAGUGUUUUCACCCCUUAGUCAAUGUUAGAAUCACCUUUGGCAGCGAUUACAGCUGUGAGUAUUUCUGGGUAAGUCUCUGGGUAAGUCUAAAGGUUUUCCACACCUGUAUUGUUCAAUAUUUGUAAAUAUUUUUUUAUUUUAUUCUUUGAGCUCUGUCAGGUUGGUUGUUCAUCAUUGCUAGAUAGCCAUUUUCAAGUCUUGCCAUAGGUUUUCAGGCUCAUUUAAGUCAAAAUUGUAACUAGGCCACUCGAGCAUUUAAUGUCAUCUUAGUAAGCAAUUCCAGUGUAUACAGUUGAAGUCGGAAGUUUACAUACACCCUAGCCGAGUACAUUUAAACUCAGUUUUUCACAAUUGCAGACAUUUAAUCCUAGUAACAAGUCCCUGUCUUAGGUUAGUUAGGAUCACCACUUUAUUUUAAGAAUGUGAAAUGUCAGAAUAAUAGUAGAGAGAAUUAUUUAUUUCAGCUUUUAUUUCUUUCAUCACAUUCCCAGGGGGUCAGAAGUUUAUAUACACUAUAUACGGUAUUUGGUAGCAUUGCCUUUAAAUUGUUUAACUUGGGUCAAAUGUUUUGGGUAGUCUUCCACAAGCUUCCCACAAUAAGUUGGGUGAAGUUGGCCUAUUCCUCCUGACAGAGCUGGUGUAACUGAGUCAGGUUUGUAGGCCUCCUUGCUCUCACAUGCUUUUUCAGUUCUGCCCACAAAUCUUCUAUGGGAUUGAGGUCAGGGCUUUGUGAUGGCCACUCCAAUACAUUGACUUUGUUGUCCUUACGCCAUUUUGCCACAACUACGCUUGGGGUCAUUGUCCAUUUGGAAGACCCAUUUGCGAUCAAGCUUUAACUUCCUGACUGAUGUCUUGAGAUGUUGCUUCAAUAUAUCCACAUAAUUUUACUCCCUCAUGAUGCCAUCUAUUUUGUGAAGUGCACCAGUCCCUCCUGCAGCAAAGCACCCCCACAACAUGAUGCUGCCACCCCGUGCUUUACGGUUGGGAUGGUGUUCUUCGGCUUGCAAGCCUCCAACCCUUUUCCUCCAAACAUAACGAUGGUCAUUAUGGCCAAAGAGUUCUAUUUUUGUUUCAUCAGACCAGAGGACAUUUCUCCAAAAAGUAUGAUCUUUGUUCCCAUGUGCAGUUGCAAACUGUAGUCUGGCUUUUUUAUGGCGGUUUUGGAGCAGUGGCUUCUUCCUUGCUGAGCGGUCUUUCAGGUUAUGUCGAUAUAGGACUCAUUUUACUGUGGAUAUAGAUACUUUUGUACCCUUUGCCUCCAGCAUCUUCACAGGGUAUUUGCUUUUGUUCUGGGAUUGAUUUGCACUUUUCGCACCAAAGUACGUUCAUCUCUAGGAGACAGAACACAUCUCCUUCCUGAGCGAUAUGACGGCUGUGUGUUACCAUGGUGUUUAUAUUUGCGUACUAUUGUUUGUACAGAUGAAUGUGAUACCUUCAGGCGUUUGGAAAUUGCUCCCAAUGAGGAACCAGACUUGUGGAUGUCUACAAUGUUUUUUCUGAGGUCUUGGCUGAUUUGUUUUGAUUUUCCCAUGAUGUCAAGCAAAGAGGCACUGAGUUUGAAGGUAGGCCUUGAAAUACAUCCACACGUACACCUCCAAUUGACUCAAAUGAUGUCAAUUAGCCUAUCAGAAGUUUUUAAAGCCAUGACAUCAUUUUCUGUAAUUUUCCAAGCUGUUUAAAGGUUACAGUCAACUGACUGUAUGUAAACUUCUGACCCACUGGAAUUGUGAUACAGUGAAUUAUAAGUUAAAUAAGCUUAAAUAAUUGUUGGGAAAAUUACUUAUGUCAUGCACAAAGCAGGUGUCCUAACCGACUUGCCAAAACUAUAGUUUGCUAACAAGAAAUUUGUGGAGCGGUUUAAAUGAGUUUUAAUGACUCCUACCGAAGUGUAUGUAACCUUCCGACUUCAACUGUAUAUGGUCUUGUGUUUUAGGUUAUUGUCCUGCUGAAAGGUGAAUUUGUAUCCCAGUGUAUGUUGGAUAGCAGACUAAUCCAUGUUUUCCUCUAGGGUUUUGCCUGUGCUUAGCUCAAUUCCAUUUAUUUGUAUCCCUAAAAAUACGUCCUAGUCCUUGCCAAUGACAAACAUACCCAUAACAUGAUGCAGCAACCACUAUGCUUGAAAAUAUGAAGAGUGGUACUCAGUGAUGUGUUGUGUUGGAUUUGACCCAAGCAUAAUGCUUUGUAUUCAGAACAGUUAAUUUCUUUGCCAAUAUUUUUGCAGUUUUACUUUCGUUCCUUAUUGCAGACAAGGUGCAUGUUUUGGAGUCUUUUUAUUUUUUCUGUACAGGCUUUCUUCGUUUCACACUGCCAUUUAGGUUAGUAUUGUGGAGUAACUACAAUAUUGUUGAACCAUCCUCAGUUUUCUCCUAUCACAGCCAUUAAACUGUAACUGUUUUAAAGUCACCAUUGGCCCAUGGUGAAAUCCCUGAGCAGUUUCCUUCCUCUCUGGCAACUGAGUUAGGAAGCACGCCUGUUCCUUUGUAGUGACUGGGUGUAUUGAUACACCAUCCAAAGCGUAAUUAAUAACUUCAACAUGCUCAACAUUACCCAUCUACCAAUAUGUGCCCUUCUUUGUGAGGCAUUGGAAAACCUCCCUGGUUGAAUAUGUUUAAAAUUCACUGCUCAACUGAGGGACCUUCCAGAUAAUUGUAUGUGUGGGGUACAGAGAUGAGGGUGUCUUUCAAAUAUGAUGUUAAACACUUAAUUGCACACAGUGUGAGUCAAUGCAACUUAUUAUGUGACUUGAUAAGCAAAUGUGUACUCCUGAACUUAUUGAGGCUUGCCAUAACAAAGGGGUUGAAUACUUAAUGGCUCGAGACAUUUCAGCAUAGAAUUUUACAUAUAUAUAUUUUUUUAUUCAAACACAAUUAUGUGGUAUUGUGUAUAGGCCAGUGACACAUCUAAAUUUAAUCCAUUUUCAUUUUAGGCUGUAACACAACCAUAAAAAUAUAUGACAUUUAGCAGACUUAGUCAUGCAUACAUUUUACAAACCCACAACCCUGGCGGUGCAAAGCACCAUGCUCUACCAACUGAGCCUUUCAGAACCACAACCCUGGCGGUGCAAAGCACAUGCUCUACCAACUGAGCCUUACAAAACCACAACCCUGGCGGUGCAAAGCACCAUGCUCUACCAACUGAGCCUUACAGAGCCACAACCCUGGCGGUGCAAAGCACCAUGCUCUACCAACUGAGCCUUACAGAGCCACAACCCUGGCGGUGCAAAGCACCAUGCUCUACCAACUGAGCCUUACAGAGCCACAACCCUGGCGGUGCAAAGCACCAUGCUCUACCAACUGAGCCUUACAGAGCCACAACCCUGGCGGUGCAAAGCACCAUGCUCUACCAACUGAGCCUUACAGAGCCACAACCCUGGCGGUGCAAAGCACCAUGCUCUACCAACUGAGCCUUACAGAGCCACAACCCUGGCGGUGCAAAGCACCAUGCUCUACCAACUGAGCCUUACAGAACCACAACCCUGGCGGUGCAAAGCACUAUGCUCUACCAACUGAGCCUUUCAGAACCACAACCCUGGUGGUGCAAAGCACCAUGCUCUACCAACUGAGCCUUACAGAACCACAACCCUGGCGGUGCAAAGCACCAUGCUCUACCAACUGAGCCUUUCAGAACCACAACCCUGGCGGUGCAAAGCACCAUGCUCUACCAACUGAGCCUUACAGAACCACAAAGUCAAGGAGUGGUGUUAAUACUUUCUGAAGGCACUGUAUGUGUUUGUUUACCAUUUGUUUGUGUACGAUCGGAUACAUAGUGGAGGGGAAUUGAAAAGCACAAGAUAAUUGUAUGGAGUCAUGAUGGAAUUCUUUUUCAUCCAUCCAUGACUGAGCUAUUAAGGGUAUAAUGAACACCCAAGGUAAAGUAUGUCAACAAAAUACACCUGGAUUCCUGUUUAGGUAUUAGUUCACCCCUCAUUGUGAAACAGUAAAAAUAUGAAUAAUGUGAAUAACAAACAGCACCUGAUGUGGGGAGACACAUUUGCACUAUCACAGCUAGGUUUUUACAUUGGUCUACAGGGCUAUGUUAUCAAUUUGAUUGACUUCUUCUUGAAUAUAAAUAGCAGCUCAGACGUUUGGGUCUGGUUUCCAACACAGAUUAAGCCUAGUCUAAAAAGCAUGUCCAAAGAAGAUUCUCCAUUGAAAGUUGUUCUUAGUCCAGGAUUAGUCUUAAUCUCUGUGAAAUCGGCCAUUGGAUUGUGAUUCAUUGCAUUUGAAAUGCAUCCUAUUAGAUUCUCAUGGGGUUAGGCUGUUCUUAACCUUUUGUCUUUAUGAUGAUUGUCACUUUAGUUGUGUGUAGUAUAGUAAGUCACUCGUUCUGUGGCCAUGGGGUGUACGACAGCAUUAUAAGAUGGUCCUAACAAUUAUUGACAUCUCGGUUCAUACAAAUAUUUUUAUAGAUUGUUGAGGACCUGUCUGUCCUCAUUUUACCUCUUGUAUAUUUGCAGCUUGAUCAAAGUAUAAACGUAUGUUUUUACAGGUAUUUCUAAAGAUGAAAUAUAAACUAUGCUCUAAGCUUUCUGUAGAUGGCUUUGAGUAGGCUAAAACAUGUCUAUUGUUUUGAUUUAUGUCAUGUUUUUGAGGAUAAUAUGAUACACUAAUGCUAUAUCUAAAAAAUGAACUGUACUGAAGGCAAAGCUGAACAAGUAUUGUUCAAUGUAAAAUUACAUUUUUGUUAGUUCUGCAUAUGGUUCAGGUUGGUUUUGUUGAAAAACAAAAUGUUGUGCCAUAUUUGAGACAUUCCCUGUUAUUUAUGUAUCUGUUUUCACAUUCCACAUCAGCUUGGUUUUUCAUUCAGGGCUUUCAUUCUCGUUCACUAUAUCGAUUACACUUGAUUUUACAUAACCUGUUGCUCAUGUUGAAUAUAAGUGUUGGCCGUUGAUGUAAACUAAAGGGAUUUCUCAUGAAACAAUCAAAAAUGUAAAUGGUUAUUAUUGGUUUGUGGAUGUUUCCAAUGCGAAUAUGUUUACAGAAUGAUCAUUAUUAAAAGUUAUUGCUUUUGAAACUCAAAAUGAUAAACUGAUUUUCUUAUA